Messenger RNA from Microthlaspi erraticum, 1134 nucleotides. Lineage: Eukaryota; Viridiplantae; Streptophyta; Magnoliopsida; Brassicales; Brassicaceae. The record is from the annotation of a GenBank genome assembly.
AUGGGAGCUACGAAGAAUAUCUGGGAAAUAUUGGAGGCCGAAGAUGAAGCUAGCGGCAACGUCGCUUCCCGGAUUCCAUAUUCUUCUUUCGUCGUCGAUACCUCUUUGCCUCUCCCUGUCAUGAUUCCUCGCAUCAUACAGUUAUGUAAAGAUCUGUUCAAGAACUGGCGAGAGCUUGAUGAUUCCCUUUUCUCUGUUGAGAGAGUAUCUGGAGGCAUCACAAAUCUAUUGCUGAAGGUUUCUGUGAAGGAAGAAUCUGAUAGAGAAGUGUCUGUAACAGUUCGACUGUAUGGGCCUAACACGGAGUAUGUUAUCAACCGGGAGAGAGAGCUACUGGCGAUCAAGUAUCUCUCGACUGCCGGAUUCGGUGCCAAGUUGCUUGGUGGAUUUGGAAAUGGCAUGGUGCAAUCAUUCAUCAAUGCCAGAACAUUAGAACCAUCAGAUAUGAGACAGCCAAAGAUUGCAGCUCAAAUUGCUAAAGAGGUUGGAAAGUUUCAUAAAGUGGACAUACCAGGCUCCAAAGAACCUCAGCUAUGGGUUGAUAUUUUGAAGUUCUUUGAAAAAGCAUCUACUCUUAAGUUUGAGGAACCUGAUAAGCAGAAGCUCUUUGAAACAAUUUCGUUUGAAGAGCUGCACAAAGAAAUUAUUGAGCUAAGGGAAUUCACUGGCUUACUUAACGCACCGGUGGUGUUUGCUCAUAACGAUUUGCUCUCGGGAAACCUGAUGCUGAAUGAGGAAGAAGAGAAACUGUACUUGAUUGAUUUCGAGUAUGGAUCAUACAGCUAUAGAGGCUUCGACAUUGGAAAUCACUUUAAUGAAUAUGCAGGAUACGACUGUGACUACAGCGUCUACCCAAGUAAAGAAGAACAGUAUCAUUUCAUCAAGCAUUACUUACAGCCAGACAAACCAGACGAGGUGACGAUGGGUGAAGUGGAAUCAGUCUACGUAGAGACAGAUGCGUAUAAAUUAGCAUCUCAUUUGUACUGGGCAACAUGGGCGAUCAUACAGGCAAGGAUGUCUCCCAUUGAUUUCGAUUAUUUGGGUUACUUCUUUUUGCGAUACAAUGAAUACAAGAAGCAGAAGCCUCUUACCUUGUCACUUGUUACUUCUUACUUAUCUUCUUCUUCCGUGUAG